GUGACGUUAACUGUCGAAAAAGGCUUACCUCUGGGGCUAUUGAUACGUGGUGGAGUAGAAGACGGAUUGGGGAUUUUUGUAACUGGAGUUGAGAGUCCAUCUGCUGCAGAAUUAGCGGGAUUACGGGUUGGUGAUCAAAUACUGUCAGUAAACGACCAGGACUUUCAAACUAUCUCACACGAUAAGGCCGUGGACAUUUUGAAAUUUUCCCCUCUCAUGACAAUGACCAUUCGAUACGUAGGAAAGAUCCCCCUUGCAUGCACGCCCUACAGCGGACAACCUUGGUACCAAGACCAUCAACAGCUAUCAUCCCCACGAUUAUCCAGAAGGGGGAGCUCCAGGAAAAGGGAACAACCCAGAGGUAUUGAGGCAAGAGUUACGUCACCCACAGAAGAAGCCGAGAAAAUCUUGGACCUCAAAGCUCAACAGAUAUUGACGGAAAAUGAAAGAAUUUCGUUGGCUUACUACUGCAACGAAUACGAAACUAGGGCUAUGACAGUAGACGCCUUUGUGGCGGUUUUAAUGGAACUGCUGGAAAACCCAGAAAAGAGCAAGGAAGUAGUUAAACAAGCUAUAGACCAGCCGGGAGAUUGCCAAACGUUGUCGACAUCUUCAUCGAAUGAGGCUCGUUCGCCAAGAGGAAGCUUUCGAAGAAAGAACGUCUCCCAUCACCAUCAACACACCGUGCCAGAUCGUUUAAACCUCCGCACCGAGGCGCCACCUGGCGAAAAUGGACUCACAUCGAGUCAAGAUAGCUCCCUGGAUGUGGUUGACAGAAACAGGCUUAUGUAUGGAACUUCUAAUGAUGCAAGGAUUUCUCUUGGAUCAAGACUUCAGUUAUCAGAUAACCAUUACAAGUCAUACCCGUGUAAAUCUCCACGGCAACUUCCUCAUCGUUCCUUUGAUGUCCACAGUGGAACAAAAGAAACUAACAGUGCGACUCUACUUCGUCGACUAACUUUAAGGAGACACAGUAGUGGAGGAGAAGGAGUCAACCCCGAAGAGCGUCGAAACUCUAGUCGGGUGACAGAAGACAGAAGAUGGAGCCUUGGAAGCGAGUUGUUAGACUCCCAUGGAUACGAAAGGCUAGAGUUACAUCGUACAACCACCGAACCGAAUGGAAGGUUAAGAAUAAUUAUCAAAAAGACAAGGCCUCUGCUAGGUAUCGCCAUUGAAGGUGGCGCUAACACCGGGCAACCCUUACCAAGAAUUAUCAGCAUUCAUGACUCUGGAUCGGCAUUCGAGGCUGGUGGUUUGAAGGUGGGACACAUAAUCUUGGAAGUAGACGGCUUUCGUACUAGUAAAAUGAAGCAUCACGAGGUGGCGCAGUUAAUCGCCGAUUCAUUUUACAAUUCAGACAGAGAUCAGCUAGAGCUUUUGGUAAUGGAAAAGGCCAGAACAGAGUUAGAGAUAAGAAGGUCUUCCUUCAUGGUUUUAGAGUGACAGAUGAUACUGUUUUCAAUGGAACAACAGCCCGUGAGACGUUGAUCCUGAGUCGAACAAGAGGCCUUUGAUAUUUGUAGAGAUGCUGUAGCUGGUUAGAAACACGUCUGGUUGAUUUACUACCAGCAGGGCUUGGUUGUUGUUGAUGCCAUGUUCUGUAAAUUUGAAGGCUUAAGACACAGAUCACAUCUUUAAACCCAUCUUUACAAAUCAAAAUAUACUUGUCCUCUUGAAUAUUCUCCAAAAUUGGCUGGCUGCUAGCGUUGUACAUAAUGGCGUACGUCGUAUGUUUAGUGAUACGUUUCUGUAAAAGAAAAAAACAACAAAAAAUCAGCCAUAUUGUUUCCAACACGGACAGGUAAAACAUAUAAAAGUAGCAUGUUGUUUUUCUAAAUAAGUUCCCAGCUUAUAUAAAAUUAUUCACCUAUACUCGGCGGUAAAAUGGAACAUUGUGAUUAUAUGAUAAUGUAAGGAAUAACGAAGACUGUUGAAGGGCACUGUUACAAACUGUAUUUUUAGUUAUAGUGAGAGCUCAAAGAUCUAUUCUUAAACACUAAACAUCAGUAUAUAUAUAUAGUACUAUUACAAAUUGUAUUUUUAGUGAUUUGAUGAAAGAUCUGAGAUUUGUCCUUAGACCCUAAGCAUCAGUACAUGUAAUAGUAUUAUAAAAUGUAAUUUUAGCAACAUGGUGAGAGCUAAAAUAUGUGUCCUUAGACCCUAAGCAUCAGUACAUGUAGUAGUAUUAUAAAAUGUAAUUUUAGCAACAUGAUGAGAGCUAAGAUAUUUGUCCUUAGACCCUAAGCAUCAGUACAUGUAGUAUCAUUGAAACUGUAUUACUAGCGACAUGGUGAGAACUAAGAUAUUUGUCCUUAGACUCUAAGAAUCAGUACAUGUAGUAGUAUUAUAAAAUAUAAUUUUAGCAACAUGGUGAGAGCUAAGAUAUUUGUCCUUAGACCCUAAGCAUCAGUACAUGUAGUAGUAUUAUAAAAUGUAAUUUUAGCAACAUGAUGAGAACUAAGAUAUUUGUCCUUAGACCCUAAGCAUCAGUACAUGUAGUAGUAUUAUAAAAUAUAAUUUUAACAACAUGGUGAGAACUAAGAUAUUUGCCCUUAGACCCUAAGCAUCAGUACAUGUAGUAGUAUUAUAAAAUGUAAUUUUAGCAACAUGGUGAGAACUAAGAUAUUUGUCCUUAGACCCUAAACAUCAGUACAUGUAGUAUCAUUGAAACUGUAUUACUAGCGACAUGGUGAGAACUAAGAUAUAUGUCCUUAGACCCUAAGCAUCAGUACACAUGAAUGCAGUUUAGGCCGAGGUUUAUUAGUUUACAGAGUCAGUGCCUUUAUGUGAAAAUAAUCUGUGAUUAACUACGUCUCAAUGGGAGAGCUUAUAAUAAAACAGUAUGUGAUACCUGUAGGUUUCAAUAACUUCUUCAUCUUAAAUAUAAAAAAAAAUCUACUUUUAACGUUUUAAAAAUUGAGACGAACAAUUACUUAAAACAUCAUCCACUCUCAGUCUGCAGUGAGAACGAAUGGUAGUCGUUUGUCAAGGUAUUUAUUUGAAUUUAUUCAGUGAUUGAAUUGUAUCUUGAAUGAAAGGUGUAAACAGUUCUCUCUGCUAUGUUGGAAUGCUUUGCGAUCAUUAUAAGAAUUACGUGAUUUGCUAAUGGAAAGCAGAACACAGUUCACUAAACAAUGUUUGUAUGAUCUGUGACCACAUGCUGAUAGUAAUGAACAAACAAUUAACUAAAACCAGACUGGCGUGAUCGUAUCUAGAAUUACCAACGUUCUGGUAGAAAAAAAAAUAUAUAAAUAUUCUAGUAUGAUCUUUGAUCAGGAUUUCACAGGAUUCUGGUGAAAACAAUCAAGUUAUUCUAUAAACCAGAGUAAUUUGGUUUCUGAUUAAAUGUACGUUAAAAAUCUUCAACAUCGCAACUUUGAUAAUAAACCUAAUGCUCAAGAGCAAAGGACGAUACACCCACGUAGUUAAUUUUGGAAACACAGGUAAAGAAGUGUUGUGGGCAGAAAGAUUUACAAGUCUUACAAUUAUAGAAACAUAAGUAAAGAGGUGUCGUGGUCAGAAAGACUUAUAAGUCUUGCAAUUAUAGAAAUAUAAGUAAAGAGGUGUCGUGGUCAGAAAGACUUAUAAAUCUUACAAUUAUAGAAACAUAAGUACAAAGGUGUCGUGGGCAGAAAGACUUACAAAUUGUACAAUUAUAGAAACAUAAGUAAAGAGGU
Molecule: messenger RNA, 3677 nt
Organism: Limulus polyphemus (Atlantic horseshoe crab)
Lineage: Eukaryota; Metazoa; Arthropoda; Merostomata; Xiphosura; Limulidae
Product: whirlin-like
Exons: 10
Cellular component (GO): plasma membrane; stereocilia ankle link complex; stereocilium tip
Molecular function (GO): protein binding
Source: RefSeq, a predicted model, not a curated record